Sitophilus oryzae (rice weevil) is the source of this 1159-nucleotide messenger RNA. RefSeq names its product ribokinase-like. The coding region runs from base 147 to 1070 and encodes 307 amino acids. Gene Ontology annotation, biological process: D-ribose metabolic process. Lineage: Eukaryota; Metazoa; Arthropoda; Insecta; Coleoptera; Curculionidae. The record is from RefSeq and is a predicted model, not a curated record. Gene Ontology annotation, molecular function: ribokinase activity. The transcript has 5 exons.
AUAUUUAUUUGUAAACAAACAUGACUAUAAAAAAUAUAAAAUAAAAAUGAUAUUUUUAACCUUUGCAAGAUCUAUUGUAGAUAAUAAUGAUCACUGAUAAGUGAAAUACUACACACUACAGGAAUUAUUUUCGAUAUUCUAUUAUUAUGUCGUCUAAAAUUGUAGUUGUGGGCUCUUGUAUGAUAGAUUUUGUCAGCUAUGCCUCAAGAUUACCCACAGCAGGAGAAACCAUACACGGAGAUAAGUUUGUAACAAAUUUUGGGGGAAAGGGUGCCAAUCAGUGUGUUGCUGCAGCAAAAUUAGGGGCAGACACAACUUUGGUUGCUCGAGUAGGUAACGAUAUAUGGGGUGAAAAAUAUAUAGACAACCUUGACUCUGCAGGUGUAAAUACUGAGUUUGUAUUGAUUACACCAAAUUCUAGUAGCGGAAUAGCACAAAUAAAUGUUGCAGAGUCUGGAGAGAAUCAAAUUGUUAUUGUAGCUGGAGCUAAUAAGCAAUUGAGCGUUUCUGAUAUAGAAGAUGCAAAAAAGUCUAUUUCUUCUGCAGAAGUAUUGAUAAUGCAAUUAGAAACUCCGCCAGAAACCGCUAUUAGAGCUAUGGAGCUAUGUACGGGGAUAUCUAUACUAAAUGGAGCACCUGCAUUAAGUACCUAUGACCCAAAAUUACUAACUUUACCAACAAUAUUUUGUAUUAACGAAACAGAAGCAUCAAUCUUUACAGGGUUACCUGUUAACAAUACUGGGGAUGCCGAAAAAGCGGCAAUAGACUUAGUUACAAAGGGAUGCAAAAGUGUAUUGAUAACGUUGGGUGAACAAGGGGCUGUUUAUCACUCCGGAGAUUGCGGAUGUAAAGUUUUGAAAAUAGAGUCCCCAAAAGUGAAGAGCCUGGAUACAACAGGUGCUGGUGAUGCUUUCAUCGGAGCACUGGCCUAUUUUAUAGGCGCCAAAAAGGUAUCUAUGGAAAAAGCUAUCCGGGCAGCUUGUUUUGUAGCUGCAGAUUCUGUGACUAAAUUGGGGACACAAAUGAGUUUUCCUGGGCCAGAGAUACUUAAAAAAAUUGAUCUUUUGUGAUAACAAUAUGUGUAGAUUAAGUAUAUGUACUUAAUAUAUUUUUAUAUUUCUUUAAACUGUAUUGAACAUGUAUUGAACUGUAUAUUUGA